Messenger RNA from Emericellopsis cladophorae, 1752 nucleotides. RefSeq lists its product as uncharacterized. The transcript has a single exon. NCBI's taxonomy places the organism in Eukaryota, Fungi, Ascomycota, Sordariomycetes, Hypocreales, Bionectriaceae. The record is from RefSeq and is a predicted model, not a curated record. Bases 1 to 1752 code for a protein of 583 amino acids.
AUGCCCAAGACGCGGCUGAUGCGCGCACUCAUUCGGAUCACCACUCGCCGGCUGACACUGGCCUUCACAUUAAUUUCCCUAGCCGCCAUUGCUUUCAUCGUAACUCUGUCCUCGACGGUCCCCCAGUCCCCUCGCCUGGUCGAGUACGAGCACCAGACCCCGACGACGAGCGAGCUUCUCGCCAGGCCCUUCAGCAAGAGCCCUCUGAACCCGUUCAAGAAACCCACCAAGGCGCCCCCUCGGGAGGGCAAUGACGAACAUUCUGGAUCCUCGUGGUGGCAAGAUGGCAAAUGGCUUGCGGUCGCCUUCUCGAGCGACCUCACGACAGACGAUCGCGUCUUGCUUCCUCCCCUCAGAGAGCGCCCACCUAUCUAUUGCUACCGCGAUACCUCGGUCGAGAAGCCAAAGGAUGAGCACGAAGCCGAAGACGAGCUAUUCCUGACAUGGAAACGUGCGUGGUGGGCGCAUGGGUUCCGUCCCACCGUCUUGGGCGCGACCGAGGCCACAAUCAACCCGGCAUUCGACGAGGUCCAGAGGUUGAAACUGGAUGGCGUGCUACGGGCCGACGUCAUGCGAUGGCUUGCAUGGGACACGGUUGGUGGCGGCCUCCUCGCCGAAAACACCAUGUUCCCCAUGGCUUCGAGUGGAGACCCUCUACUGGCCGAGCUGCGCAGAGGCAAGUACGCCGAACUGACCAGUUGGAAGGGCCUGGGCAGUGGCCUGUUAGCCGGCUCGGGCGAAGAGGUCAAGUCCGCGAUACGGGCUGUUCUAGAACUGUCCGAGGCGAGGAGUGUGCUGGCGGCCCUGCCCGGCGACAUUGUGAAGACGGACGCGACCCCAAUGUCGUUGGCUUACUACGGGCCGCAAACCAUCGCCAACAAGUACGCCAUCAUUGGGGAGACCACUCGUCUCAGCCGAGCUGAUGGUCUCCGGGCUCUCAACAGACUCAUCAACGCGCAUUUGCACGUCGUGUGGCAGAACAGCUUCUCCCACGGCAUUGACGUGCUCCAGCCGUACCCUAAUCACACCUCCAAGAUGGUCAGCGAGGCUAUCGGGCUGGCUGAGUCGUUGCUGCAUUGUCCAGAGACGCCAUUGGCUGCCUCGUGCCCGCCAAACCUGCCACGCUGUGCGCCGUGCACGACCGACAUGCGGUCGACACGCAUCGCAACUCCGUCUUCCUACCAUAACGCCUCCAAAGCCUUCACCAUUGGAUUCGUGCCCCAUCCCUGGACACUCACGACCCUGAACAUGCUGAAGGACACCUUCGAUCUCAACGUUCUGCGCCGCGACUCCCUCCGCGACCCCUGGUUACUUGAGGUGACUGACCGCCUCCUCGACGAUUCCCAUGCCGUUGACGACGAGCUCCCCACCUCGGGCGAUCGUCGCAUCAUGCGAUUCAAAGAGGCCAUUGCCAGUGAAGAUGCCGAGUCGAGGACCCUCUUCCUUACGGCCGAGGCACCCUUGCCAUCCGACCUCGACUGGCGAUUUGGCUUCAGUAUCCCGCAGCAUGCUCACAUUCCACAAGAACAGCCCCCAGAUCGCGAGGACCCCUCAGAAGACCCGACGCUUGAGUGGAUUCUUUUGGAGCGCGCGAAACAGGUCGUCUUUGAGACGGCAGAGACGGAGGACACUGGCAUGCGCACAGCCCUCGAGACAUGGAACAUGGCCGACUAUGAGGCGUGGAAGUUUACCCGCGCCCUGCAGGCGCGGAGAGUCAUGGAGAGGUCCGAAUGGGCCGGCGAAUCAAAAUGA